Molecule: messenger RNA, 648 nt
Organism: Rubroshorea leprosula
Lineage: Eukaryota; Viridiplantae; Streptophyta; Magnoliopsida; Malvales; Dipterocarpaceae
Source: the annotation of a GenBank genome assembly
AAAUCGAGUCUUCGGUUUUAUGCGAGUGAGGUAAGUAAAUUAUGGUAAUGUCUUUCGAUUUUAAAGCAUAUUUUAACUUGUUUUUGAAAUGGUAGCGGGACUAAACCCGUUUUACACAAUAUGAGCAUGACUGAUUUGAAAUGAAAUUAUUAUGUUUUCCAUUGAAUUGAGCAUGCCUACUUGAAGUUUAUUUAACUGCCCUAAUGAUCUAGAAAUGAUGUGUAAAGUAUGGUUUUUCUGUUAACUUUUGCCUGUUUUGUCUUCGAUGUGAUCAUGUUAUUAGUGACCCUGCUAGUGAGGGUUUAUAAACGCUAGCAUAUGUCGACAUGUUAUUGAUAGAACCGGUUCGUUUGAGUGACCCUGCUAGUGGGGGUUAUACACCAGCAAAUAGUGCGCUUGCCAAUGGGCGAAUACAUUGUUUUUCUUUGUCCACCAUUUCAAGAAGCGAAACUGAGGACGGGAAAACCACGGGAAGUGACGAGUUAGAAGGCUAGCCAUUUCGAGAUUGAUAUAGAUUGUAGAAAUAAAUCAUGCUUUUGUAAGAUAGAUUUUACCUUGAAUUUAUGAGAUCAAAACAGAUUUUGGUCAUUAGAUCAAUUACUUGGAUUUAAGUUAUUUUGGAUAUAGAAAUAAAUUAAGAUGUUUGAU